AUGGACAAGGACAGGGAAUUGGGAGAUGCACAUGCAGAAAUCAAGGCAUUAAAGUACUCUGAACGUGUAAAAGAGAAGGCAGUAGAAGAGCUAACUGGAGAACUGAAUAAAGUAGAUGAGAAGCUAAAAGCUACUAAAGCUCUUCUGGAAAGCAAGAACCUAGAGAUUAAGAAGAUAAAUGAUGAGAAAAAGGCAGCUUUGGCUGCACAAUUUGCCGCAGAAGCAACCCUUCGAAGAGUCCAUGCUGCUCAGAAAGAUGAUGAGAUGCCUCCUAUUGAGGCCAUAAUUACUCCACUGGAGGCAGAGCUAAAACUAGCUCGGUUGGAGGUAAAUAUCGACUUCUCCAACAAUGACUUCAUAACUUUCUUUCUUUGCUCUUGAGUCAUGGCCAUGGUGUACUUUUUCCUAACUAAGCAUGGUCAUGCUGUACUAAUAACAUCAUCCAUGCCUACAUAUCGUGAUUGAUGUAGAAAGCGUUAGGAAACACUCUCGUUGUAGCUCUGAUGCCAAAGUUGAUAUAGGAUGGUAUAUCAAUUGGUAUAUUCGUUGUGUUAUUCAUCUAAAAUCAUCUGAGUUAGUUGUCUAAUUUUUUCCUUCUCCAUAAGCUAACUCGACUUGUUAAAUAAAUUUAACCAUAUUCUGUUUAAAAAGAAAUCAAGCUCUGCAUUUUUUAUUA
Camellia sinensis is the source of this 676-nucleotide messenger RNA. The record is from RefSeq and is a predicted model, not a curated record. Lineage: Eukaryota; Viridiplantae; Streptophyta; Magnoliopsida; Ericales; Theaceae.